CUUGGGCAUCCAUUUAACAAAGAUUUCGAGAACAUAUUUGUAGGACGUUAUGACAACCAGCUCAGCUCAAUAGCUGAAUUAAGGGUGAAAUAACUUUCUUGUCAGAAUUAAUAUUUGCCAUUUACCUUAGUUUCCCUUACUAGUAGCGCAGCGGAGUGUUCCAAAUUGUAUCUUGGUGGCUACUCCCCUAUUACUCGUAGCAACAUCGAAAAUUCACCAUGAAGUAUCGUUAUGCAAUGGUUUGCUCCUCCAACCAGAAUCGAAGCAUGGAGGCUCACUCCAUCCUUAAAAGCAAGGGUUUCAACGUUUCAUCCUAUGGAACUGGGGCUCACGUGAAGCUUCCUGGACCUUCUCUCCGAGAACCCAAUGUAUACGAUUUUGGUACCCCCUACAAGCACAUGUUCGAUGAUCUACGUCGAAAGGAUCCUGAACUAUACAAGCGUAACGGCAUUCUGCCCAUGCUUAAAAGAAAUGCAGCUGUCAAAACUGCUCCUCAACGUUGGCAAGAUAAUGCAGCAGAUGGUUCCUUUGACGUAGUAUUUACUUUUGAAGAGAAGGUCUUUGAUAUGGUUAUUGAAGAUUUGAACACCCGUGAUCAUGCAAUGAUGAAAACUGUACUGAUUGUUAAUUUGGAGGUAAAAGAUAACCACGAGGAGGCAGCCAUAGGAGCGCGACUUACUUUUGAUCUUUGCCAGGAGAUUGAACGGACUGAAUCAUGGGAAGAUUCUAUAGAUGACAUCGUGAUUAACUUCGAAAAACAGCUGAGAAGAAAACUGUUGUAUAGCAUUUCCUUUUACUGAGGACAAUAUCCGGGAGUACAUGGAGUCUGCGUACAUCGAAUCUUCCGUAUUCAAGUGUGAUUUUAUGAAAAUUUUGAGUGAACAAGUCUCUUCUUAGUACUUUUAUAUUAACAUGACAAUACAAAGAUUUGACUUUCAACUUGAGAGAAAGAAUAAAGGGCAAUUACUACGUAGUUUUAUUCAA
Molecule: messenger RNA, 984 nt
Organism: Cucumis sativus (cucumber)
Lineage: Eukaryota; Viridiplantae; Streptophyta; Magnoliopsida; Cucurbitales; Cucurbitaceae
Product: RNA polymerase II subunit A C-terminal domain phosphatase SSU72
Exons: 4
Coding region: 219-800 (193 amino acids)
Biological process (GO): termination of RNA polymerase II transcription
Cellular component (GO): nucleus; mRNA cleavage and polyadenylation specificity factor complex
Molecular function (GO): RNA polymerase II CTD heptapeptide repeat phosphatase activity
Source: RefSeq, a predicted model, not a curated record